This is a messenger RNA of Mytilus californianus (California mussel), 2494 nucleotides long. RefSeq names its product leucine-rich repeat-containing G-protein coupled receptor 4-like. The record is from RefSeq and is a predicted model, not a curated record. The coding region runs from base 122 to 1699 and encodes 525 amino acids. Gene Ontology annotation, molecular function: protein binding. The transcript has 2 exons. Lineage: Eukaryota; Metazoa; Mollusca; Bivalvia; Mytilida; Mytilidae.
GUUGUUAAUCUUAUAUCACAGUCACGCUAUUGUUAAUUCAUAAAAAUAGUAUCUAAAAUGUAACUUAUAAUAGUGUAUUAUCGUCACAAUUUAGCUGGAUAAGCUGUAUAAGGAAUAAAGAAUGAUCAACCUUAUUGCACUCAUCUUAAUUAAAUUCAUGUUACUUCAGAGACUGCUAGCAUUAGGUGAAAACAAAACCUGUGUAAACAACUGUACUUGUGAUUGGGAGAGUAACACUGUUGACUGUAGUUCUAGGAAACUUAAUGCGAUUCCAAAUUUUGGUUCCAGUUCAGCAACUAUUCAAUUCCUUGAUCUAUCCCACAAUGUUAUCGAGACUCUUCAAAGUGAGAGCUUUCGGAAAUUUACAAAUUUGACGUCGUUACAUUUAGAAUUCAACAAAAUAUCGGAAGUAGAAGAAGGUGCAUUUAGAUAUUUGACAAAAUUGACUGAUUUGAGGAUAAAUAAGAACAUACUUACUGUAAUUAAACCGGGAAUAUUUGUUAAUCUAAAAAUAGAAAACCUGUAUCUAGGUGACAAUAAAAUAGAACACAUAGAAAAUAAUGCAUUCUCAAAUCUUUCUAAUCUUGAAUUUAUAGAUUUGAAUAACAAUUUUCUUUCAACAAUACGUGAAAAUUCAUUUAGUAUUCUUCCAUCACUAAAGGACUUUUACAUAGAAAACAAUCGCUUAACUACAGUGCCGACUUCAUUUUUCUCUCGAACUCCUCGGUUAGAUUUUUUAGUGAUGAACAAUAAUUCGAUAUCAGCAAUAGAUAAAUAUGCAUUUAAAAAUUGUUUGAAGUUAAAGAAAUUGCAUUUAACAGGUAAUACAAUUAAAACGAUUCACCCUAAAGGAUUUAGUAUUCCAGCAGGAAAUUCGACUGUUCAACCAUUAAACCUGGUGUAUCUUCAUAUGGCCAACAACAUGUUAGAAGAUGUACCACCAGCAAUACAGUCUAUACCUUCUUUGUCUUAUCUUGACCUCAGCAUGAAUGUAUUUAAGUCCGUGCGCUCAUCUGCUUUUGUCUCACUUUACCGUCUUAAGAGUUUGCACUUGUCACGCAUUGAGGAUUUAGAAUACAUUGAAUCAAAAGGAUUUGCUGGUCUUGUGGCACUAACACAACUCUUUAUGACAAACAACAGAAAACUUCGCGACAUACCAAUAGAUGCAUUUCCUGAUUCAUACAAGCUGCAAACCAUUUUUCUCGAGGGUAAUGCUCUUCGGACCUUACAUGAGCGUAUGCUUAACUGGGACAAUUUGAAAAUCUUAAAAAUAGGCCAAAACAAUUUUUCCUGUUCGUGUGAUUUAAUUUGGAUAAAGACAAGUAAACUGUUACAAAAAAGUGGCACGCGGCAGACUCUCGAAAAAGCAACAUGUUCACUGAAUAGACAGACAAAAUAUAUAUUAAAACUGAAUACAGUUGAAAUGAAAUGCCCGAUCACACAGACGUCACAUAAUGACGCAAAAUCGCGUUUAAUCACAGGGCUUAUUGCUGCUAGCAUAGCUUCAUGUGCGCUUAUCGUGUGCCUUGUAUUGAUCUCAUGUAGACGGAAUGUCUACAGCAAAUACAUACUGUUUAAAUAUCACAGACAUCGAGACGAGGCACUGUUUACAGUUGAAGACCCCAAGUCUAAAACAAAAAUGUUUUCGAAUAAAUCCUUGAUCCGAAAUGAACGCUCAAGAGAGGAAACAUUGAUGUAAAACACGUGGAAUAUAUAGAAAGUGAUACUAUAAGUUUUACAUGGUGCUGUAGUUUUUUUUUGGUUUUUUUUUUACUAAUGCAUGUCAAAAACUAAUUGAUGCAGUAGCAGUUUUAUUAGAGCUUGUUGACCUAUAUCGAAACUUAUGUUGCAAUGACAAUAUUCCUAAUGUAUUUUCUCAAUCUGCUUCCGUUUAACAUCUAUAAUGAUGUUCCCUGCAUUAUUACUGUUAAUUUCGAAGAGGUAGCAUGCCAACACGGAGGAUCUUCUUUUAUACAAGUCUUACUCUAAAGUUAACAUAUAAUCCCGAUGCUCUAUCAAUAAAACACUGAAGAUCCAUUUUAUAUAUAUAUAAAUAAGAAAAUGUGGUAUGAUUGCCAAUGAGACAACUUUCCACCAAAGUUCAAAUAGAGUUGAUGUAAGCAAUUAUAGGCAACCGUACAGCCUUCAACAAUGAGAAAAACUCAUACCGUAUAGACUUCUUUUGUCAAUCUUUUCUUGUACAUCUUUUUAAAAUGUACAUUUGAAUGAUCCAUAGGUGAUCUGAUAAUGAUCCUACCCAAAAUUAAGUAUUUACUUUAUCGUCGGUUGAAGUCCAAGAUAAACAUGUUACCAUUUGUAGCUGCAAAAUAGGCAACACAAACUUUAGCAGGAGUGACCUUCGUGUAUUCUUUAAGAUUGUUGAUUCAAAAGUCCCAUUUUUUCCACUAGUGUGUUCAUUAUAUAAACUUAUGUCAUAAUUCCAGGAAACGAUAUCCACUUGUGGCAUUUAAGUAUUCACAUUAAAGAUGCUUAU